Messenger RNA from Xiphophorus couchianus (Monterrey platyfish), 959 nucleotides. Its product is annotated as gastrula zinc finger protein XlCGF8.2DB-like. The transcript has 2 exons. Gene Ontology annotation, biological process: regulation of transcription by RNA polymerase II. The record is from RefSeq and is a predicted model, not a curated record. Lineage: Eukaryota; Metazoa; Chordata; Actinopteri; Cyprinodontiformes; Poeciliidae. Gene Ontology annotation, molecular function: DNA-binding transcription factor activity, RNA polymerase II-specific; RNA polymerase II cis-regulatory region sequence-specific DNA binding.
UGAAUCAGAACCAAACAGGAACCAAGACAUCUUCCAGGAAGCUGCUGAAGCUGAGAACCAAAAUCAGGAAAGAAGAAAACCUUUCUCAUGUGUCAUCUGUAAAAAGCGUUUUGCUUUCAAAUCUGUUUUUGAUGCUCAUAUGAGAACUCAUACUGGUGAAAAUCCGUUUUCAUGUGUGAACUGUGGAAAAAGUUUUAGUCAAAAACAGAAUUUAACUAAGCACAAGAAGAUUCACACUGGUGAAAAGCCAUUUUCAUGUGUGACCUGUGGAAAAAGUUUUAGUCAAAAACAUAAUUUAACUAAGCAUAUGAUGAUUCACACUGGUGAAAAGCCGUUUUCAUGUGUGAACUGUGGAAAAGGUUUUAGUCAAAAACAGAAUUUAACUCAGCACAUGAUGAUUCACACUGGUGAAAAGCCGUUUUCAUGUGUGACCUGUGGAAAAAGUUUUAGUCAAAAACAGAAUUUAACUCAGCACAUGAUGAUUCACACGGGUGAAAAGCCGUUUUCAUGUCCAUUUUCAUGUGUGACCUGUGGAAAAAGUUUUAGUCAAAAACAUAAUUUAACUAAGCAUAUGAUGAUUCACACUGGUGAAAAGCCGUUUUCAUGAGUGAACUGUGGAAAAAGCUUUCGUCAAAAACAGGAAUUAACUAAGCACAUGAUGAUUCACACUGGUGAAAAGCCGUUUUCAUGUGGCAAUUGUGGAAAAAGUUUUUGUCAAAAACAGGAAUUAACUAAGCACAUGAUGAUUCACACUGGUGAAAAGCCGUUUUCAUGUGUGACCUGUUUAAAAAGUUUUAGUAAUAAACAUAAUUUAACUCGGCACAUGACGCGUCACACAGUUGAAAAGCUGUAGAAUUAUGUUCCAUAAAUGUCCUAUGUUGUAUUUGUUAAAUGUGAUCAUUUUGAUCUUCACAUUUGGAUACUUAGAGAUGUUCAACCAUGACACAUUUUCCUUCAUU